Haemonchus placei is the source of this 618-nucleotide messenger RNA. The record is from the annotation of a GenBank genome assembly. Lineage: Eukaryota; Metazoa; Nematoda; Chromadorea; Rhabditida; Trichostrongylidae.
AUGACGUUGUUUCUGAUUUUGUUGUUGUCGACCUGCCUAGGCAUCGACGCACUUUGGCGUGUGCCCAUAUCCAAAACACUUCCCGAUCGGAAGGAUUAUAAUAAGGACGCCAUCGCUGAAUAUCUGAGACAGAAAUACAUCACAAACUACACAUUUGCCUCAUUCUCUGGCUUCCAAGAAGGGCUUUCCAAUUAUUUGAACGCACAGUACUACGGCACCAUUCAGAUUGGAACUCCUCCUCAAACAUUCAAAGUGCUAUUUGACACUGGCUCGUCCAACCUAUGGGUCCCGUGCUCGAAUUGCCCACUCACCAACAAAGCUUGUUCACAACAUCAGAAGUUUAAUUGUGCGCAAUCGUCAACUUGCACCCAAACGUACCAGCCCCUUACGCUUCGUUAUGGGACCGGCUCGCUGCAAGGUUACGUCGAUUACGAUACUGUCUGCGUGAGUUUUGAAAUCUCUCAGAAUAUAUUGCAACCCAGGAGUCUGUACCGUGUUUUCCAGUUUGGAAAAAAUCAAAAGUAUUGCACCAACAGCUAUCAAGGAUUUGUUUGUGCAAUGCAGGAACCCGGAGACACAUUCCUUGUGAGUUGGAAUGGCGUUCUUGUGAACAGGUAA